AUGAACGACGAAAAAUAUUUCUCACUGAGCAAUGUUGAUAUACCUGGCAAUGCAUAUUAUUAUACAAGUGACAAAUCUAUAGCACAACCUGACAUCAAGGACAAGAAUAAAAUGAAAUAUGAACCAAAAAUCAUGCUGUGGUUAGCUGUCUCGUCAAAAGGUAUUUUGGAACCAUACGUUCAUCGAAGCAAGAGUGCCAUUGGUGGUGAUAUUUAUCUUAAUCAAUGUGUUAAGUCAAAAUUGAUUCCAUUCAUCGAAAAGCACCAUAGCAACGAUGAAAUAUUAUUUUGGCCAGACCUCUCAAAAGCUCAUUACUCAAAGGAAGUUUUAGAUUAUUUGGAAUCAAUAUCUGUACCAAUCGUACCGAAAAUCAAUAAUCCACCUAAUAUAUCACAAGGGCGUCCUAUUGAAGAUUUCUGGGGUGUCUUGGCUCAAUUAGUAUACAAAAAAAAUUGGGAAGCACAUACUGUAAAACAAUUCGAACAUCGGAUAAAAAAAAGAUUGAAAGAAGCUGAUAUAUCAGUUUUACAACGUAUGAUGGACGAUGUUCGAAAGAACCUCCGAAAAAUGUAUACUGAUGGCGUUUUUUCAACUUGCCAUUAUAAACGUUUGUUGUAG
This is a messenger RNA of Rotaria sp. Silwood1, 618 nucleotides long. NCBI's taxonomy places the organism in Eukaryota, Metazoa, Rotifera, Eurotatoria, Philodinida, Philodinidae. The record is from the annotation of a GenBank genome assembly.